Elaeis guineensis (African oil palm) is the source of this 2476-nucleotide messenger RNA. Its product is annotated as probable glutamate carboxypeptidase LAMP1. Gene Ontology annotation, molecular function: carboxypeptidase activity. Lineage: Eukaryota; Viridiplantae; Streptophyta; Magnoliopsida; Arecales; Arecaceae. The record is from RefSeq and is a predicted model, not a curated record.
UGGGGAGAGAGAGGAAAUGCCUCGCCUCGUAGAAAAAACACUUCUCACUCACUCCGCCACCGCCGCCGCCAUCACCAGAUCUGCCACCGCGCGAGUUCUGCUCACUGCCAUCACCACCCUUCUCAUCCUCUACCUCACUAUUUCUCCCCCCUCCAAAUCCACCUGCCACUCUCUCUUCCUCUCCUUCUCCGACAACGCCACCGCCGCCCGCCACCUCCUCGCCCUUACCCGCCGUCCCCACGUCGCCGGGACCGCGGCAAACGCUGCUGCCGCCGCCUACGUCCUCGCCGUUCUCUCCUCCUCCUCCCUUCCCGCCUACUCUGUGUCAUACGACGUCUUUCUCAACUACCCCAUCCGCCGCUCCCUCAUCCUCUCCCCCUUCCCUCCGCCUUUGCCGGGCCCCAUCCUCGCCUUCGACCUCGUCCAGGAGAUCUACCCCGGCGACCCCUAUGCCGACGUGGCGGCGGAGGUGCUCCCCACCUUCCACGCCUACGCCAGCUCUGGCGCCACCGCCGGCCCGGCUGCCUACGCCAACUACGGCCGCCUGGAGGACUUUGCCGCCCUGAGGGUCGCGGGUGUGAACGUCACCGGGGCGGUGGUCCUAGCUAGGUACGGUGAGAUAUUUCGCGGGGACAUUCUAAAGAACGCGAAGGACGCCGGGGCGGCAGCGGCGGUGGUGUUCACGGACGCCAAGGACUACGGCGGUGGCGGGCGGGGGCGAUUCCCAGAGGGACCGGGGAUGCCGGCCAGCGGUGUGCAGGUGGGGACGACGUACCGGGCGGUUGGCGACCCGACGACGCCCGGGUGGGCGAGCACCAGCGGGUGUGAGCGGUGGAGCGCGGCCGAGAUGGCGGCGAGCGGGCUGGGGCCGGGGAUCCCAUCGCUGCCGGUAUCAGCCCGGGACGGGGAGGCGAUCCUGAGGACCAUCGGGGGACAGGUGGCGGCCGAUGAUUGGCAGGGCGGUGAGGGGGCGCCCCUGUACCGGCUCGGGCCCGGUCCGGGGUUCCUCAACCUCACGUUCAUUGGAAAUGAAACACUGGCAACAAUCCAGAAUGUCUUUGCUGUGAUCGAAGGGGAAGAAGAACCGGACAGGUAUGUUCUCCUAGGUAAUCAUCGUGAUGCAUGGACUUUUGGAGCAGUUGACCCUAGCAGCGGAACUGCAGCUUUGCUUGAGGUAGCUCAGAGGUUUGGGAAACUGCAAAAGAAAGGAUGGAGACCUCGACGAACCAUUAUUAUAUGCAACUGGGAUGCAGAAGAAUAUGGCUUGAUAGGUUCAACAGAAUGGGUUGAAGAGAACAGGGAGAUGUUAGCUUCAAGAGCUGUUGCUUAUCUGAAUGUUGAUUGUGCAGUCUCUGGUCCUGGAUUCCAAGCCUUUGCAACUCCGCAACUUGAUGAGCUGCUCAAACAAGCGAGUAAAAAGGUUCAAGAUCCGGACAAUUCCUCUCAGACAUUAUACGAAUCAUGGAUUGCAUCUAAUUAUUCUUCGCUGAUUGGGAGAUUAGGUGGUAGAGGAUCAGAUUAUGCAGCUUUUCUCCAACACGUCGGAGUUCCAUCAGUUGAUAUGAUUUUUGGAGGAGGAUACCCAGUUUAUCAUUCUAUGUAUGAUGACUUUGUAUGGAUGGAGAAAUUUGGAGAUCCAAUGUUCCAUAGGCAUGUAGCAGUGGCAAGCAUCUGGGGACUGGUUGCUUUGAGGCUUGCAGAUGAGGAGUUCUUGCCAUUCGAUUACAUCUCCUAUGCUUCAGAGCUCCAGAGAAGCACAAAGAUAGUAGAAGAUGAUGCAUUGGGGAUGCCUGUAACUUUUGCUCCCUUAUACAAGUCUAUAGAAGAGCUCAAGAAGGCAGCCACCAAAAUAGACAACCAGAUAAAGGCACUAGAAAGGAAUUUUUUGUCAUUGAAUUGGAGGAAGGAUCCCCUGAAAGUCAGAGAGCUCAAUGAUAGGCUGAUGAUGGCUGAGCGGGCAUUUACUGAUAGAGAUGGACUUUUUGGAAGAGAAUGGUACAAGCACCUGAUUUAUGGACCUUCGAUGCAUGAUGAUUAUGGAUCUAAAUCAUAUCCAGGCAUUGACGAUGCCAUUGAGAAGGCAAAGAGCUUGGACACUUCGGAGUCAUGGAGUUUUGUACAACAUGAAGUGUGGAGGGCUGCCAGGGUUGUGACCCAAGCAGCUUUAGUUUUGAACGGGAAAUUCACAUGAAUGUUCACAAAUCCGUCUAAAUGGUACUCAAAGCUUUUGUACAGAUUAAUCAGCUGAACAGUCAUGUGAAUUACUAGGACAUGUAUGGCAACCAAUUUUUAUAGCUAAUGUUAGCAUAUUGUGGUACGAAUCUAGAUGUGCUCUUUGUUUAUAUUCCUUGAGCAAAUACAUUUGUAGGGUAUCCUUACAGCUUGGACUAUCAUAGCAUGAUAAGGAUCAAGCUCAGCGGUUUCUUUCGUUUCUUGAGCAAAUAAUUAAAUAUAUGAUUAUAUCAUUCCUUUUCAC